Messenger RNA from Microthlaspi erraticum, 1218 nucleotides. The record is from the annotation of a GenBank genome assembly. NCBI's taxonomy places the organism in Eukaryota, Viridiplantae, Streptophyta, Magnoliopsida, Brassicales, Brassicaceae.
AUGGUGAAUUUCUCUCGUAUAAUUCAUAGCGGUCAAGGUGAGGAAGAUGAACCAUUUGUAUUGGCUUCCCAAGCAAAGAUGGUGUACUAUAUCGAAGACCCGAGUGAACUUGGUUGGAAUAUAGCUGUUCAUAUCCAACCUAAGGACUUGUAUGAUAUGGGUUUAUCUGAUAUAUCAGAUGAUCUAUUUGAAGAUAUUGACAUAAGUGAUUCAUGUGCCAAUGAGGAAUUGCUCAUCUCGGAUGAUAUACAGAAUGUUCAACUAGUUAGAGAUGUUUUAGAUGAUGAUGAUGACAUGGAUGAAUUUCAUGAGACACAUUAUGGAGAAGGGAGUGAAUCAUAUUUUCAGCAUGAUGAGCAUCUUGAAAAUACCAAUUUUUCUCAGUUUAUGCAUACACAAGGACGUGAGAGAGGAAAAUGGGUGGUUAACGUAAUAGAUUCAGAAAGAAAUGUAACCGAGGAACGACUUAAUGCCCAAGAUAUAUGGGGAAUGGAGAAUCGUAAAGUCAUUCUUGAGUUUGGGCCAUAUGAUCAACCUGAAGGAGGAAGUGGAGGUCUAUUUGGUACGUUUCUAGGACAGCUGAGUAAUGACUUGAAUAAGUUUCCGAUAACUUAUGAAGACUGGAGGAAAGUACAGUCAUGGAGAAAGGAUGAUGUAUGGGAUUACAUUCAGACUAAGUUUGAUUUUGAUGCCUCAAUCAAUCGAAAGAAGUUUAUCAUGAAAAGUCUAAGUCAAAAAUGCAAAGGCCUAAAAACACGUUUAUGGCGUUCUUGUCGUCGCAAUACCCCUGAGGAAUCUAUGGAAGCUAGACCAGAUUUUAUUCCAAAAGAGCAGUGGCAAGACUUUGUGCAUAUGCAAUUCACUGAAAGAGCUAAGAAACUAAGAGACCGAAAUAUAAACAAUCGGAGCUAUUACAAGAUACCUCACACUUUAGGGAAGAAGAGCAUUUGUCGAAAAUCUAAAGAAAUUGAAAAACUUGCUCAUACAAGGACUCUAAAUACAGGAAUCGAUGAAUUCUCUCAAGUUUUUGGAGCUGAACGUCCUGGAAGUGUUCGUUGCGUUGGUCUUGGUCCUACUCCUUCCACCUUUUUCAAGAAUCGGCCUACAACAACAGCAGAGAAAACAGAAGUUGCUUGCUUGAGGAACAAAGUCAAUUAUCUUGAAGAGGAACUGGAAAAGUUGCGUGAUGUGGUUAACAUGAUGAAAAGCAGAAGUUGA